Messenger RNA from Henningerozyma blattae CBS 6284, 1497 nucleotides. It is a transcript of the gene DBP5, whose product is annotated as ATP-dependent RNA helicase DBP5. Gene Ontology annotation, biological process: cytoplasmic translational initiation. The transcript has a single exon. The coding region runs from base 1 to 1497 and encodes 498 amino acids. Gene Ontology annotation, molecular function: ATP binding; RNA helicase activity; translation initiation factor activity. Lineage: Eukaryota; Fungi; Ascomycota; Saccharomycetes; Saccharomycetales; Saccharomycetaceae. The record is from RefSeq and is a predicted model, not a curated record. Gene Ontology annotation, cellular component: cytoplasmic stress granule.
AUGUCGGAUCCUAUUGAAGAUCCUUCCGAAUUGUUGUCGAAUUUGAAACUAAAAGAAUCUACUUCUAAAGAUUCAAAGGUAGAAGUUUCAAAAGACGUAAAAGAAACUACAAAAGACGUUAAAGAAGUUUCCAAAGAAGUUAAAGAAGAAGAACCAAAGGAAUCUGAAAAGACUGUACAAGAAAACUCUGAGGAGAAAAAAGCUGCAACUGAUGAAAGAGUUAACCCUGAUACAAAUUUAUUAAAAUCAACUUACGAAGUUAAAGUGAAACUUGUGGAUUUACAAGCCGAUCCAAAUUCUCCAUUACAUUCGGUUAAAUCUUUUGAAGAAUUAGGUUUACACCCAAACCUAUUGAAAGGUCUUUAUGCCAUGAAGUUUCAAAAACCUUCCAAGAUCCAAGAACAUGCCUUGCCAUUGUUAUUACAUGAUCCACCUAAAAAUAUGAUUGCACAAUCUCAAUCAGGUACUGGUAAGACUGCUGCAUUCUCCUUGGCCAUGCUAUCUCGUGUAGACCUUCAAUUGGGUCCUCAAAUUCCACAAGCAAUUUGUUUGGCUCCUACAAGAGAAUUGGCAAGACAAACUUUAGAAGUUAUCCAAGAAAUGGGUAAAUUCACUGAAAUUACAAACCAUUUGGUCGUCCCAGAAUCUUAUGGUAAGAACCAAGAAAUCCAAGCUAAUAUCAUUGUGGGUACUCCAGGUACAGUGUUGGAUUUAAUCCGUAGAAAGAUGAUUCAAACAAAACAUAUCAAAGUGUUUGUAUUAGAUGAAGCUGAUAACAUGUUGGAUAUGCAAGGGUUGAGUGACCAAUGUUUACGUGUGAAGAAAAUCUUACCAAAGACCACUCAAUUGGUUUUAUUCUCUGCCACUUUUGAUGAAAAAGUCAAGACUUAUGCUAAGAGAGUUGUACCAAAUGCAAAUGUUUUGGAAUUACAAAAUAACGAAGUCAAUGUGAGUGCUAUUAAGCAAUUGUAUAUGGAUUGUAACAAUGAAAACCAUAAAUUCGAAGUUCUUUGUGAAUUAUAUGGUCUGUUAACCAUUGGGUCCUCUAUCAUCUUUGUUGCGACUAAAAACACUGCUAAUCUUUUAUACGGGAAAUUGAAAAACGAAGGCCAUCAAGUCUCAAUCUUACAUGGUGACUUACAAACACAAGAUAGAGAUCGUUUGAUCGAUGAUUUCAGAGAAGGUAAAUCCAAAGUUUUGAUCACCACUAACGUCUUGGCUCGUGGUAUUGAUAUCCCUACUGUUUCAAUGGUGGUCAACUACGACUUACCUACAACAAAGAACGGACAAGCUGACCCUGCCACUUAUAUCCAUAGAAUUGGUAGAACUGGUAGAUUCGGAAGAACAGGGGUGGCUAUCUCCUUUGUACACAACAGAGAAUCAUACAUCAUCCUAAAUAACAUCCAAAAAUACUUCGGUAAUAUCGAAAUGACUAGAGUCCCAACUGAUGAUUGGGAUGAAGUUGAAAAAAUCGUCAAGAAAGUAUUAAAAGAAUAA